AAAAUAAAAACGCCCAACCUGCUUACCUUAACAGAAUCGCCCGCGUGAUCCCAGGCUCCGGAGAAGGAGAUGGCGAGGGUGGCGUUGGCGGCCAUGGUGAGCUUAUGGAUCAUCCCCAUCUCCAUUCUCGUCAAUCGAAUCGUCCCGGAACCCUAUAUGGACGAGAUAUUCCACAUCCCUCAAGCUCAAUGCUACUGUCGGGGUGGCUUUAGCACUUGGGAUCCCAUGAUCACUACCCCUCCUGGCCUGUACUACCUUUCAUUAGGGUACAUUGCAUCUUUGUUUCCGGUCAUGUGGUUUGCAAAGGUAGUGCAGUCAUUCCCUGAUUUGUGCUCAGUUGCUGUGCUUCGAUCCACCAAUGGUGUCAUGGCGAUCUUGUGUAGUGUUAUUUUGUAUGAUUUGAUUAGGUUUUUGAGACCUGGUAUUGGUGAGAAGAAGACGAUGGUGUAUGCCAUGGUGAUGGCCUUGUAUCCACUUCACUGGUUCUUCACUUUUCUAUAUUAUACAGAUGUGGCUUCAUUGGCUGCUGUUCUUGCGAUGCACUUGGCUUGUUUGAAGAGGCAUUAUUGGGUUAGUGCAAUGCUUGGUUCUUUGUCUAUUCUUUUUCGGCAGACAAAUGUGGUGUGGAUGAUGUUUGUUGCAGCGGAUGGAGCUAUGAAUUACAUUGAGGAUUUCAAUAGAAGUGAUGGAGUUCAGAAGGAUCAGAGACCUUUCGUUGAGGAAAGCGAUGCCGUAACAAAUAAUAGAAGUGGCACAGGAACUUCAACGAUGAGGAGAAGAAGAAUCAAGGGCUCUAGCAAGGAUGCAAGUCUGUCUAAUUCUGAAACUGACAAUAAUGUCACUUACCAGACUCAAGGUUUUUUUGACGAGAUCAGAGACAUAGUUUUGAGACUAUGGUGGCUGAAGCGAGAAGUCUUGGCUGCUUUUGCCCCUUUCAUUGUGGUGGUAGUGGCCUUUCUGGCUUUUGUCAUCUGGAAUGGGAGUAUUGUUCUCGGUGCAAAAGAAGCUCACACGGUUUCUCCACACUUGGCCCAGAUGCUAUAUUUUGGGCUUGCUUCUGCAGCUGCUCUUGCCCCAGUACAUUUCACCUUGAAGCAAGUUGGGACACUGUGCCAAUGGCUUAUGAAGAAAAGGAUUCUUGGUUUACUCCAAAUGCUUGUGGCUCUAACUAUAGGGCUCAUGGUAGUGCAUUUCUUCAGCAUUGCCCAUCCAUACCUUUUGGCAGACAACAGGCAUUAUCCUUUUUAUGUCUGGAGGAAAGUCAUCCAAGCUCACUGGUUAAUGAAAUAUCUUCUAGUGCUUGUUUAUGUCUACUCAUGGGUCUCCAUCAUCAUCAUACUAGCAAGAAAUCAGAAACGUUUCUGGGUAUUAUUAUUCAUUGCAGCCACCGCAAUGGUGCUCAUCCCGGCACCACUUAUCGAGUUCAGAUAUUUUACCAUUCCAUUUUAUCUCAUGCUUCUUCAUUCUCGGGUCAGCGAUAAUCUCAGUUGGCUGGUUAUGGGGAUCUUGUAUAUAUUUGUAAAUAUAUUCACAAUGGCGGUUUUCUUGUUUCGGCCUUUCCAUUGGGAUCAUGAACCUGGAACUCAGAGGUUUAUAUGGUAGUUACAAAGUUAAGCUAGGGAACUGGCGGCUAUCAUGCCUUACUCUUUGCAAGUUAUAAGGACAUAUCAAAUUGACUCAGAAAAGAUUGAUUUACAAGGCUUUAUAAGAUGAAGAUUUUGUGAUGAACUUUCCACUAAUCAGCUCUUCUUGAUGCACACUGAGGUCCAGUACACAUGAUAUGUAUUUGUUGGUGUUGCAUAUGUGCUUUCUUGGUUCUACUUUAUGCUUUUGCUGUAUUUUUUAGAUAGACAGAUCUUUGGAAUAUUUUCUUAACUUUCUUGGACUUCAAAGUUUCUCAUUUUGUGCCGUAUCUUCUAUAUAUUAUAUUAUUCCAAUGUUCAUUAAUAUUUAGUCAUUAUGGAGAAGGCUCUUCUGGACAAUGAGUUUCCUUAAAGCCUCCUUUGACUUCUACCGAGUUAAUACCAACCAAUUCCUCAACUAUUAGCUGAAGCACCAGCUGUGUACUUUACGGCGCUUGCUCCAUUUUCUUCAUCCAUACAUGCAUGAAGAAAAUGAAGAAAAGUAAACGCCCCAAAGUCAACCCAUCAACCUUCCUCUCUGCAUCUCUGCAUGCAUAUAUGCAUGCAUUUCUUCUCUUCCAGAUAGAAAACAAGUAGUAGUAUCAGUAGCCAUGUC
This is a messenger RNA of Dioscorea cayenensis subsp. rotundata (Guinea yam), 2238 nucleotides long. Its product is annotated as dol-P-Glc:Glc(2)Man(9)GlcNAc(2)-PP-Dol alpha-1,2-glucosyltransferase-like. Gene Ontology annotation, molecular function: dolichyl pyrophosphate Glc2Man9GlcNAc2 alpha-1,2-glucosyltransferase activity; protein serine/threonine kinase activity; calcium ion binding. Lineage: Eukaryota; Viridiplantae; Streptophyta; Magnoliopsida; Dioscoreales; Dioscoreaceae. Gene Ontology annotation, biological process: protein N-linked glycosylation; dolichol-linked oligosaccharide biosynthetic process; cell surface receptor signaling pathway. The record is from RefSeq and is a predicted model, not a curated record. The coding region runs from base 70 to 1602 and encodes 510 amino acids. Gene Ontology annotation, cellular component: plasma membrane; endoplasmic reticulum. The transcript is spliced from 9 exons.